GCAACUGUUUAACUGGUCGAAUCUUUUUUAUUUGAUCUCUAUUUUCCACUCUUUUUUUGCCCUCAAAGCUAAAAAAGGGUAUGGAUUCGGCGACGCAGCGGUCGAUCGAAGAGGCAGUGCUUGACAUUCUCAGGAAUGCUAAUAUGGAGGAGAUGACCGAGUACAAGGUUCGCACUUUCGCAGCAGAUCGGCUUGGAAUCGACCUCUCAAGCCCCGACCGCAAGCGCUUUGUCCGGAACGUAGUCGAGUCCUUCCUCGCAUCCCACAAGGAGGACGACGCAGUUGCCUCCGAGGCCGCCGACGCCCCGGAAGAAGAGCAUCAGAAAGUGGAGGUUGCGGCGGCGGAGGAGGAGGAUGAGGCAGAAGAAGAGGAGGACGACCACAGAAAGAGACGCGGGCCGAGGGAGUAUGAUGAAGAAGGCGAUCUCAUUGUGUGCAGAUUGUCGAAUAAGAGGAGGGUUACGGUUCAGGAUUUCAGAGGUAAGACGCUGGUGUCGAUCAGGGAGUACUAUGAGAAGGAAGGCAAGCAACUGCCGACCUCUAAAG
Dendrobium catenatum is the source of this 546-nucleotide messenger RNA. RefSeq names its product RNA polymerase II transcriptional coactivator KELP. NCBI's taxonomy places the organism in Eukaryota, Viridiplantae, Streptophyta, Magnoliopsida, Asparagales, Orchidaceae. The record is from RefSeq and is a predicted model, not a curated record. Gene Ontology annotation, biological process: positive regulation of transcription initiation by RNA polymerase II. Gene Ontology annotation, molecular function: transcription coactivator activity; DNA binding.